This is a messenger RNA of Galleria mellonella (greater wax moth), 5202 nucleotides long. RefSeq names its product annexin B9-like (gene Anxb13). NCBI's taxonomy places the organism in Eukaryota, Metazoa, Arthropoda, Insecta, Lepidoptera, Pyralidae. The transcript has 9 exons. Gene Ontology annotation, molecular function: calcium ion binding; calcium-dependent phospholipid binding. Bases 278 to 1732 code for a protein of 484 amino acids. Gene Ontology annotation, cellular component: cytoplasm. The record is from RefSeq and is a predicted model, not a curated record.
UUUUCAUUCAAUUUCAAUUCAUUCCAUUUUAUAGCAUUGUCCUAAAAACAUUGCCUCUUAUUUAAAUUGUGUGUAUAAUAUUAUUUUUAAACUUUAGUCACUUUUACCUGUUUCAAAGUGUAAGGAAAAAUCGCACGAUUAUUAAAUAUUUAUUGUGUAAUAUUCCCCUUUAUUGGAAUUUAAAUUCAGUCCUCGCAAAGUUACGGUGAAGUGAAACGUAGUGAGUCAAGUGAAUUGAAUCCGAAUAAGAAAGUAGAUUAACCGCUUUUCUAUCAAAAUGAAUCCCUAUCAGCAAGGUCAAUCGCCAUACCCACGUCAACAAUACCUACACAAUAUUGGAUUUAGCAACACGGCCCCACAAUCUUUCGGGAACCCGAUGCCUAUGCCUGGUUUCCCUACAAUGGGUUAUCCAGCACCGCAGCCUGGCUAUCCUAACGCCCAGGGUUACCCUCAGCCAAAUUCUGGCUAUCCAUCAAGCCAGCCUUAUCCUCAACCUAAUCAGAGUUAUUCACAACCGAAUGCUGCUCAAGGCUAUCCAACUUCAGGAUACCCACAAUCUGCUCAAUCUGGUUACCCUCAACCAGCUCAAUCUGGUUACCCUCAACAAGCUCAAUCUGGUUACCCCCAGCCUGCUCAGUCCAAUUAUCCCCAACCUGGAUAUCCACAACCAAGUGAACGGCACCAAUCCAGCCAAUACCAAGGAUAUCCACCGCAUAGUCAUACACCUGUUCAAAGUCAGCAGUCUUACAGUGUCUCAUCAGGACCUGUGCCCAACGCACCGAAGUCCAAACCCACCGUAGUGCCUGUCAAUCCGUUCGAUCCUCGCGAGGAUGCAGCGGUGCUCCGGAAGGCUAUGAAAGGUUUUGGAACAGACGAGAAAGCCAUCAUCCAAGUUCUUACGAGACGCAGCAAUGAGCAGCGUUUACGAAUCGCUUUCGAGUUCAAGACGCUGUAUGGAAAGGAUCUCAUCUCCGAUUUGAAGAGUGAGACGAGCGGCAAGUUUGAAGAUCUCCUUGUGGCGUUGAUGACUCCACUGCCCCAAUUUUAUGCUAAGGAACUUCAUGACGCUACCUCAGGCAUUGGAACCGAUGAGGACGUACUGAUUGAAGUCAUGUGUACAAUGUCCAAUCAUGAGAUACAGGUCAUCAAACAAGCUUACACGGCUAUGUACGGCAAUUUCUUGGAAGAUGAUCUGCGCGGUGACACAUCGGGAAACUUCAAAAGGUUGAUGACUUCAUUGUGUAUGGGCAACAGAGCUGAGGAUUUCCAUGUGGAUCAGGAAAAGGCAAGGGAAGACGCAAGGAGCUUGCUCCAAGCGGGUGAACUUCGAUUGGGCACCGAUGAGUCAGUAUUCAACGCGGUGCUGUGCUCCCGCUCGUUCCCACAGCUGGCGGCUAUCUUCCAGGAGUACCAGUUCCUCACCGGACACGACAUCGAUGACGCCAUCAAGGCAGAGUUCUCUGGUGACCUUGAAAAGGCACUAAGAGCUAUUGUGAAAGUGGUACGCAACAAACCGCUGUUCUUCGCCGAACGUCUCCACAAGUCGAUGAAAGGUCUCGGCACCAACGACCGGCAGCUCAUUCGCAUCAUGGUCACUCGCUGCGAGGUCGACCUCGGCGACAUCUCGGAUAUGUUCCAGAGCAAAUACGGGGAGACCCUCGCCAGUUGGAUAGAGGGUGACUGCUCCGGCCACUACAAGAAAUGUUUACUUGGAUUGCUAGGUCUCUACUAAUCUUUUUAAUGCUAGCUUUACAUAAAAUAAAUAUAAAUGUUUUGCUGGUAUUUUUACAAAUUAGCUACGGAAAUUAUAUGGCUAUAUUUUAUAUACAUAUGCAAAUGUCUUUUAUGAAUGUUAAGAUGCCUUUGCUAAGAAUUCGAACUUGUAUAUUAAUUUUGAAAAUCUAGACAUUUUAACUACUAAGCUAUAUUUGUGUAAUUUAAGAAAAGUUCAAAUCGUUUCGAUGUACUCACGAAGUCGGUCAAGAUCUUGAAUUUACGGUUCUUAGCAAGGCUUUCUGCUGAAAUUGUUAAGGCCUAAUAUUUUUAGAAAAAGGCGAGGUUUAAUAUACUUUGCCAAUUUUUUUUUAUGCUAUUGUAAGCUAAGCCGUCCCACUGAUCUGAUUUUGCAUAGAGAUUAUCUGAAUCUAUUAUGUAUGCCAAAUAACAAGUCUUAUAUUUGUAAACAAUAUGAAAUACAUUAUUAUAAACUUAAAAUGUUUAAAUGCCAACAAAAUUUGUUUAAUGUUAAAAAUGAAUGAGUAUCAAAAAUUGUUUGAGACACUGUAUUCAGAAGGAAAGUCCAUUUGAUUGGAAAGGAAAAGUUAGUUACACUUAGCGCAUGUUUCGCGUUGCAUAUAAAAAGAAUCAAUUGGAUUCGAAAUUAUCUUUUGUCGAUUAAAAGACCUAACUUUGAUAUACGAUAUUAUAUUGAAAAACUAUUUAAAUCGAUGAUAACUAGUGUAAUACAUUUUUUGUCAUCAAUACUACUAAUGUCUGGUCAAAGUGAAUAUAGUCACAAAUAUAGCAUGAGUUCAUAUUUCAAAAAAUCUAUUUCAACACAAUACUGUAUUUUAUUACAUAUAAUUAAGGUUUAAAUUACAUUAAAAUUAUUAAAGUUUUCAAAUAUAUUUUCUUUUUAAGAAUUCUAAUAUCAUCUAUGCCAGUCUGAUGAAGAUAUUGGAUUUGUUUGAGUUUGUGUUCUAGUAGUAUUGAUGAUCGAAAAAUAUAUUUUACUGUUUAAAUUAAAAAAGACGAUAUGCAGAUUAUUAUACAAAAUAAACUUAGUCACGGACUAAGACCACAAAUUAUGCAAGUACCCCAAUUCCCCAAAACCCCAAUUUCUUAAUAUUAUUGAAAGUAAUUAAGACUACUAUCUUGUGCCCUUAAUAAUAAUGUGCCUACAUUAAAAUGUGGUAACGAAUCAAAUAAAAACGUAGUAUAAAUACUAUGAUACUAUUUAAAUCAAGGAUUUUAAGAUGUUAUUAGAGAUGCCUUUAUAUAUUUAAUGAAUUAACACAAUUCCAAAGGUGCAUGGUAUACCUAGAGCAAUUAAGUCCACCUACUGCAUCAUAAUUAAAUUUUUGUUAAAUAUAGCCAAUCAAAAAUAAAUAGAAUCGAAAUAAUUUUAAAUACUCAAGAUUAUAAUAGCUAUUCAACUUGUAGGUAUUAUGACAAUUGGUUUAUCCUAAUAAUUAUUUUAGAUGUUAACUAUUUCAGAUCUAUUUGACUCACAUGUCUUUCACAAGGAUCAUUUAUAUCUUUUUUUUUAUUAAAUAAGUUUUUAAUAAAUAAUAAUCUUAUGAUAAUUAUUUGUUAUUAAUCACCAAAACCGGUUAAUAUAAAAACCUAUUUUUGUUCUAUUCUAGUUAAACAGUAUAAGACGUUUUCAAAGUUUGUUUCUCAAUAUGUUCACCGAUUAUAUUAUUAGGCUGGUUAUAUACGGUUUUAUUAUUAGCGUUUUUAGUAAUUGUUAAUUCAAUAAGCAUAUGAGUGUGUUAUUGUUACUGAAUCACUUUUUUUUCGAUUAAACCAGUAUAAAUUAUAGUUAUUAUUGAUUAUAAACAAGUCUCAAAUAUUGGUAAAAUAACUUUAAGACGGGUAUAUUUAUUGUUUUAACCUAAAACUAUCACUACUUUUAAUUUAAUAGUUUCCUCUUGUCGGUGCAACUAAUUCAUGAAACUUCUUCCAGCCAACUCUAUUCCCAGGCCAUCUCAUUGACCUCUACACCUAGGAACUAUCUCAAUAUUAUCAUUUUUAAAUUGUCCAUGGUAUCUAGCAUUUACAUAUUUCAUGUCAUUAUAAAAUAUGCAUUUAAUUUAGUAAGUCUACAAUGUACAUUAUACAAUUAUAUUAAACUCUCAUGUAUUAUUUUUAGUCUGACCCGGUUCCUGUUAAUGUUUUAUUAUUUCUCAUAUGCCCACCAAUCUUUUAUGACAGAAGUAUAUUUUAAUUUUUUUAAUAUUUAACACAUAUUUUUGUUUAAUAUUCUCAAAAAAAAAAUUUAUAGAAAUUUUUAUUCUCAACUUGUUAUAUUUAUAAAUUAAAACUCCGCUAAGUUCUCAGGAGCUUCUACAGACAAAAUAUAUUUCUUCACGUAUUUUUACAACGUUAAUACAAAUACAAUUACAUUGAAUAGCGUGUUUGAAGAAUUUUGUCCUCAACGUUCAAAAGAAUCCCAUCCAAAGUUCCAUCCCAACUAUUUGGGUGAGUGACGUUUUUCAAGGCACUUUCUUCCUCACACAACAACUCUUUGGAAUCUACUUCCAGCAGCAGUAUUUCUGAAUGGAUACGAUAUCAUAACCUUCAAGAAAAGAGCAUAUUCCUUUUUUAAAAGGCUAGCAGCACGCCUGUGAUGCCUCUGGUAUUACGAGUGCUCAUAGGCGGCGGUAGUCACUUACCAUUAGGUGAGCCGCAUGCUCGUUUGCCUCCUGUUAUAAAAAGAAACCUGUACUGUCGUUAAAGCUACAUUAAAAAUUGUUUUAAUAAUAAUUAUUAAAAACAAUGUGAUUCUAAUAGGUAUAUGUAAUAUUACCGCUGCUGCUAUAUGAAAAUAUUAGGUUAGGAUGAAAAAUUAACAAUUUAUUAAAUAUAAAACAAAAAAUGUUAAAACGAACUAAACUAUUUUUAAUAGAUUGGUGCGGGUAGUAAAAUAUUUAAGAAUACCUAUACUACUUAUCCUGAAAUUGGUAUUUUAAAUACAAAUGCUUUGGAAAGAAGAAAGUGUAUUGUUAUAAAUCUAAAAAACAUUUUGCUAAGAUCUAUGGACCCAUUAUAAAUGUUUUAGUUAUUAGAUAAGUAAUUAUUUAUUAAGUUUUUUUUUUUUUUUUUUUAAUUCUUCGAUUACACAAUUCCAUUUUGAAUACCAACAGUUUUAAGUAUGUAGCUAUGUAUCUAACACAUGGCUAUGUAUGACUCGAUACUAGAAUAAUAUAAAUGGUAUAUGUCAGUUAGUAUUAAAUACUUCGUUCUGUUCCUUAUUUUUAAUUAAUAAUUUGUUUUAUUAUGAUUAAAUAAUUUUCAUAAAAGUUUUUCUACUUAUUAACAUUUUAUUGAGAAAACUCUGUGCUUGGAUACAAGAUAAAUGUUAUUUCAUUUUGUAUGUAGGUAUAACUAUACUUAAAAAUAUUGUUGUAUUAAUGUAAUUGUAAUAUUGAUUUUCUUACAAUGUUUAUAUAAGAAUAAUAAAAUAAUUAUUAAAUUAAU